This is a messenger RNA of Angiostrongylus costaricensis, 381 nucleotides long. The record is from the annotation of a GenBank genome assembly. Lineage: Eukaryota; Metazoa; Nematoda; Chromadorea; Rhabditida; Metastrongylidae.
AUGCUCCAUGUUGAAAGCCACGUAGGUGCUUGUGAAGACAAGGGUGGCGACUUUACUGCCCUUCGCUCGAUCCACGACGAUAUCGCAAAAGAUAAAAUGGACUGCGUGCGAGGUUUUCCGGAAGCGUGUCGGGCGUGGACGAUUCUUGUCGCUGGGCUAGUGGAUCGACUUCGUGCUGCACCUCGUCGAUGCAGUUACGUUCCGUUGGCGUCUGGUCAAAAUUCCAUAAUCAAUUCUACACUCAGCGUCAGUUCAUUGGAGUUAAGGAGGUUUGAUCAUUGUGGAACACCCCAGUCACUUCCCGAUAUUGAAAUAGCAGCUUUAGAAAAGGCACUUCCGCACGUCCGAUCAAGUAAUCCGGCGUUAGCUUCAAUAAACUGA